UUCUCACACAUACGUUUCAUUCCUCCUCCCUCCUUCGUUCAUUGCUUCUGUACAUAGACUGAGAAGAAUUUCAUGCCGGAAGUCAUUGAGCGUAACUCUGGGUGAACUUUAGUGUGCGGAAAGUAGUGACCAAGGAGGACCAAGGAUGGAACCCAUUUCAAUCGCUAUGAUCGCAGACUUUUUUCAUCCGGACGUCGGCGGAGUCGAGAACCAUAUCUAUAUGCUCAGUGCUAAUCUUAUUCGUCGAGGGCAUAAAGUCAUCGUCAUAACACACAGUCGUCCUCCAGAUCGCGUCGGAAUUCGAUGGCUUCUUCCCGCUUUGAAAGUAUACUAUCUUCCGAUAGUUCCUAUCGCAUCUGGCGCCACUCUACCCAAUUUUUUCACGUUCCUUCCUUACCUCCGUACCAUCUUAAUUCGGGAGCAUAUCAAUCUUAUUCACGCCCAUGCUAGUCUUUCGUCGCUAGGUCAUGAAGGAAUAUUACAUUCACAUUUAUUGGGUGUUCGCACCGUUUUCACGGAUCAUAGCUUGUUUGGAUUCGAAGAUGCUGCGAGUAUCUUGACAAAUAAGCUCUUAGCUGGAACAUUGAGGAAUGUUGAUGCAGUCAUUUGCGUGUCGCAUACUGGACGAGAGAACACUGUACUUCGAGGAGAAUUAUUCAGCCAAUCCGAUGACCACCCUCCACGAUUGGUCGUGAGUUCGAAUGUCUAUGUCAUCCCAAAUGCUAUCGUUGCAGAGCGCUUUCAGCCUGGCCCGCUGACAUUAAGCGAUACGAUCACUAUCGUAGUGCUCUCGCGUCUUGCGUAUCGUAAAGGAAUAGAUCUGUUGGUUGCUACCGCGCCACGCAUAUGUGCUGCCUUUCCAAAUAUCAAGUUCCUCGUCGGCGGUGAUGGGCCCAAACUGAUAGAUCUUCUGCAAAUGCGCGAAAAAUUCCUUCUACAAGAUCGCAUUGAACUUUUGGGACCAGUCAAGCAUAAUGACGUUCGGUCGGUCCUCAUUAGAGGCUCUAUCUUCAUUAAUACCUCACUAACCGAGUCAUUCGGCAUCUCCAUCCUAGAAGCAGCCUGUGCCGGACUCUACGUCGUAAGCACCAAGGUAGGAGGUGUCCCAGAAAUUUUACCCGAGGACAUGAUCAGCUUUGCUGAACCAGAUGAAGAUGACGUAUUCCGAGCCAUCUCUGAAGCGAUCAGCAUUGUUUCUGCGCGGAAACACGAUCCUUUCAAAGCUCACGAGCGUAUCAAGACGUUUUACAACUGGGCUCAGAUAGCUGAACGUACAGAGAAUGUGUAUGAUACUGUGAUGAAGUCUGAACAGCGGGAAUUAUGGGACCGAAUUUUACGAACUAUGCAACUUGGGCGUUAUGCGGGACCUAUAUACACCAUCAUCCUACUUGUCGACUGUCUGUUUUUCCUCUUUUUGGAGUGGUGGAUGCCUAGGGAAAAUAUGGAUUUUGUGACGCAUCAUUGGGACCAUAGGCGAUUUGCUGCUAUUACUCGGCAGCAGGACCAAUAACUAAUAAGCUCAAUGACUGUAGAGGAUAUACCCUUCCGAUGUGAUACCCUAUCAAUAAUACUUAUGCGGAGGACAUAGAUCGGCUUUGGUUAUGGUCAGGUGGUGAAUUUUUAGUGUUUUUUUUUCAUCAAGAAUUCAGUAACCGGAUUUCAACCGAAGUCCGGGAGAAUAGAUAUAGAGUGUGGCGCUUGAACUUCGAGAAUCUUUAUAAAAUGAACAAGAUGACCUCAGAUUCACCGAAAUCAUUCCUUCUCCCUCUGCACCGUCACAGCUAUGCGUGUCUCCUCUUCCCUCCGUAAUAUAGGUAGAGUCGCCCCGUCAGCCGCUGUGGUCGAACGUG
This is a messenger RNA of Lentinula edodes (shiitake mushroom), 1850 nucleotides long. Its product is annotated as transferase. Bases 146 to 1510 code for a protein of 454 amino acids. The transcript has 10 exons. Gene Ontology annotation, cellular component: glycosylphosphatidylinositol-N-acetylglucosaminyltransferase (GPI-GnT) complex. NCBI's taxonomy places the organism in Eukaryota, Fungi, Basidiomycota, Agaricomycetes, Agaricales, Omphalotaceae. Gene Ontology annotation, molecular function: phosphatidylinositol N-acetylglucosaminyltransferase activity. Gene Ontology annotation, biological process: GPI anchor biosynthetic process. The record is from RefSeq and is a predicted model, not a curated record.